UUGACUCUGGCAGACAUCGCCAUCUUUGAAGGAACCACAACUGUUUCCCAGCUGAAUCCAGACCUCUUCAAAGAGUAUCCAGAUUUGGUUGCUUUCCGAGAGAAGAUUUCCAACGUUCCUGGAAUCAAGGAGUAUCUCGCAUCCAAGGAAAAGACCAGGAUGUGAAUAAUACUCGAUGAAUCUUAGUUUUUGGUUUUCAACCAUUCCUGUAAUUUUCUCACUCAUUUUAGUGUAUUUGCAGAUACACUAGUUGGCCUAUAACUUACUUUAAAAUAAAAUAUGAUGAAGUAUGGUUCAAAA
Aplysia californica (California sea hare) is the source of this 300-nucleotide messenger RNA. Its product is annotated as hematopoietic prostaglandin D synthase. NCBI's taxonomy places the organism in Eukaryota, Metazoa, Mollusca, Gastropoda, Aplysiida, Aplysiidae. Gene Ontology annotation, biological process: glutathione metabolic process. Gene Ontology annotation, molecular function: glutathione transferase activity. The record is from RefSeq and is a predicted model, not a curated record.